Molecule: messenger RNA, 1310 nt
Organism: Harmonia axyridis
Lineage: Eukaryota; Metazoa; Arthropoda; Insecta; Coleoptera; Coccinellidae
Product: glutathione S-transferase 1-like
Exons: 1
Coding region: 91-771 (226 amino acids)
Biological process (GO): glutathione metabolic process
Molecular function (GO): glutathione transferase activity
Source: RefSeq, a predicted model, not a curated record
ACAACCAUUAUAGAAACUAAAUGUCUGUGGAAUGUCAUAAAUUCCGUUUGGUAAUCCUGUUGCCCCAAAAACAAAUUCAUGUGAAAUGCAAUGACCAUAACCCUAUUUUAUUCACCUUUUUGUCCACCAGCUAGAACUGUGUUACUUGUAGCCAAAGCACUGAAGCUUCCAGUUAAAAUUGAACAAGUUGACCUACUGUCUACCAGGUACAAACAAUGUUCCUUUAAGAAGCAGCAUCCAGAAAAAACGAUACCUUGCUUGAAGGAAGAGAAUCACUUUAUCUGGGACAGUCAUGCUAUCUCAGAUUAUCUUCUGAAUAAGUAUGGACAGCGAAGUAAACUCAGACCUAAGAAUUUUAUCCAAAAAGCUCACGUCCAACGCUUGAUCCACUUUGAAAGUGAAAAACUAUUACCCUUAACAUUCAAUGCAAUCACUCCUAUAGUUUUUCGGGGAAAAAGUGUCAUUUCGAAUACACUCGUUAAAUCUAUUAAUAAGACUUAUUCAAUGUUGGACAGAGAAUUGCUGAAUUACGAUUGGUUGACAGGAAACAGUCCCAGCAUUGCUGAUUUAUGUUGCAUCUCAUCUUUAAGUACUCUAGACCUCAUAGUGCCAGUUGAAGAAAACUCAAAUUUGUUCUUCUAUAUGCAGCAGUUCAAGGAACUGCCAUAUUACCAAGAAGGUAACCAAGAUGGAUUGAAUAUAGUUGCUGGGGUUUUAUUGGACAAGAUUGUUAAGUCUAGGUUCGGAACUAAGGUCUGUAAGAAUUUAUAAAGAUUAAAUAUUUCAACUUUGAUCAAAUGGCCAUAUAAUUAUUUAUAUUGGAACGAGGUAACCAAGAUAGAUUGAGUAUAGUUGCUGAGGUUCUAUUGGAGAAGGUUGUAAAGGCCAGGUGUAGACCUAGGCUGUGAGAAUCUGAAAUUAUCAAAUAAUUCAACUGAUAAUUUGGCCAGAUAAUAAUUUAUAUUGAACGUAAAAUAUUUUUCGGCUUAAAGAGGAAGAAAAUAUUCUGGACUCAUCUAAAUGAACUGAAGACUUGACAAUCCAGACAAGGAUCCUUGACAAGGAGCAUAUAUCAUCAAAAAUGGAUUUCAUCAAUGAUAAUUCUAAGAAAAUUAUGGCACUGGGUUGAGUUAUCAUAGAUUUUUCAUCAAAUGAGGAUUAUCUAUAAUGAUAUACUGUAUUUUACUGUGAACUCAAUAAUCAAUUUCAUUGUCAAUUUAUGUCUGAAGGUAUUUUGAAAGCUUCACAAAUGUCGGUCUUUGAUUAUUUUUUGAAUUGAAGUUAUCGAAAAAUAUAAACAUAUAAAAUUU